Molecule: messenger RNA, 924 nt
Organism: Meleagris gallopavo (turkey)
Lineage: Eukaryota; Metazoa; Chordata; Aves; Galliformes; Phasianidae
Source: RefSeq, a predicted model, not a curated record
UGCUUUCUCACUAAAAUCUUCAUCCAGCAAGAGUUAGAAGAGUCAGUUAUUGACAUUCCACCGAAUGUUCUGUCUCUGCAUCUCAAAAUUGAGAUUGAUUUGGAUACUAUUGAUGUCAGCAAUCUCAACAGGCAGUUUUUGUUUCAAAAGAAACAUGUUGGAAGAUCAAAAGCACAGGUUGCCAAGGAAAGCGUGUUACAGUUUUAUCCAGAAGCUAAUAUUAUAGCUUACCAUGAUAGCAUCAUGAACCCUGACUAUAACGUAGAGUUCUUCCGCCAGUUUACGUUGGUUAUGAAUGCUCUGGAUAACAGAGCUGCCCGUAACCAUGUGAACAGGAUGUGUCUGGCUGCCGAUGUUCCUCUUAUAGAGAGCGGAACCGCAGGCUACCUUGGUCAAGUAACAGUUAUUAAGAAGGGAGUGACAGAGUGUUAUGAAUGUCAUCCUAAACCAACUCAGAAGACUUUUCCAGGCUGCACCAUCCGUAACACUCCAUCAGAACCUAUCCAUUGCAUUGUGUGGGCCAAGUACUUGUUUAAUCAGUUGUUUGGAGAAGAAGAUGCUGAUCAAGAAGUCUCUCCUGACAGAGCUGAUCCUGAAGCUGCCUGGGAGCCAGCAGAAGCAGAAGCCAGAGCACGAGCAUCAAAUGAAGAUGGUGAGAUUAAACGUGUUUCAACUAAGGAGUGGGCUAAAUCAACUGGAUAUGAUCCAGUUAAGCUUUUUACCAAGUGCGGCACAGUAACUGGGUCAGAGAAAUACGUGCAAGCUGGUUCUCUGCAGUCAUGCCAGCAACAGGGGAAUGGCGUUGCAGCGCGUCAAGCAAACAGCCAUUGCAUUAUUGCACCGUUUCCCCAGUCUGACGUGGUUUCUUGCCAUAAGUGUGCUGCUGUGAGAAGCAAACAUGGAUAUGCUGGUACCUGGUGUUGA